UGAUACUGGCUGAAGGUGUACAUGUUUCGCGGCAAAAUGUUGGUUUAAAAAUGGAACCUCGUUCAAAAGUUAAAAAGCGCGGUGCGAGUCGCGAAAUGUUUUACGAUUUGUUUCAAGUUUACGAUCCAUCGUUUUUGGCAGCAGUGUGGCCAAAAAUAACAAACGGUGUGCAUUUAAUGUUGGACGUGUCAUGUUGGAAAGAUAUGAGUUUGUUUUUUAAAGAUUUAUCGGAAGGAAAAUCUUGGGCGUACAGUGCGGUAGACGCAUCCGGCCACUACCAGUCCGGGUUGUUUAGUGGCAAUCGAUUUUGGCUUGGAUCUCAAGAGCAGUGUGACCGAUUGGAUGGUGAGUUUGUUAAUAUUCGCGGUAAUUACACUGGUGAGAGUCUUCAAGCUGUCGAUUAUGCAACUGAAAUGCGCCGCAGUGAUAGAUUUAGAGAUUAUGGUAGUCACGACUGGCGAUGGGUUUUAAACCGCAAUGAGCUGAAGCAGAGAGAUUUGAGGGAUGACAGACCGCCUAUAAGACUGGCUUAUACUAUAGUGGAGCUGGUUAUGAACAUUUCCAAAUUCACAAUUCCGAAGACAUAUAACAUAAUAAUGGGGAUGUGUAUACCUCGAUCUUGCUCUAAAUACGACGUAGAAUCCGUCGUAAACUUUUCAAUAAUGAUCAACGAAAACCUCAAAACCAAUCGAACUUUGCCACGCACAACUAGAAUUAGUACGGUCAGGCAAAUCAAACCCUACGACAUCAAAGGAGAUUUCGGAGCCAUUUGCUUUAUUGGAGUAACUGCUACGCUCAUUUUGUUAGGAAUAAUAGCAACGGCUGUUGAACUGGGGCUUGUGAAAUGCUCGCUUUAUAAUAGAAAUGCAAUGAGUUUCGAUCUAGAGAAAUAUAACAGAAACAAUGAAGUUAAAGGAAAUAAAAUAGUUAAUGAAUUAAAUAGUAAAGUGGAUAAAGCGACAAAUGUAAAUACUAUCAAACUUGCCAAUGCAAAAAUUGCUAUUGAUAAUAUUAAUACACCAAAAAAUAACAUAGUUUGUGCUAGUCAAGAAAAUUGCCAAAGAUGUGGGAAAUAUAAGCAGCAAUGUAGCUCUGCGCGACGUACUGUGCAUUCUCCGAGUCCAGCCAAAGAUAGUUCUUCAUCCAAGAUAGAAUACAGAAGAAAUGGUGUGUGCUGCAGAAUGUUAUUUUGUUUCUCGUUUGUGUAUUCCUGGAGAAGGAUCUUCAACAAGAACACUGCGAACAAAGAUUUGGCUCUCACUCACGGCCUGAAGAUUGUAGCCACCUUUUGCGUCAUGUUUGUUCACGUUUGUCUUAUGGUCAAUUAUAUUUCUGCUUCCGCUAGAGAUGUCAACGGACAAAAUGUUUAUUACAUCUUAACGAUGGGGACAGUGGCUUUCGACACAUUGUUUUUUAUAAGUGGCCUUAUCAGUUCCCACCAUUUUUUCUACCUGAAAAGCCGCUACACCGUCGAGGAGCUGGUCAGUUUCGGCGGCAGAUGUGGACAGAUAUUGCAGUUUGUUUGCUUUGUCACCAAUAGGAUCAUAAGGAUGCUGCCAUCUUAUGCAUACGCUAUUCUGCUAUCAGCGGUGUUGACCCGCGUACAAAGAGACACAGCAGUGCUAACUUUGCCGGACGGCGAUGAUCAAAAUUGCAACUCGUAUUGGUGGAGGAACUUGAUCUAUAUUUCUAACAUGUAUCCUGAAGAUCAACAGUGCAUGCAGGUGUCGUGGUUCGUGUCGACGGAGACGCAGCUGCACGCGGCGGGCGCGCUGGCAUUCUCGAACGUUUUCGAGGCCUAUUCCUCCAUAAUAGAUCGUCCGUUAGCUCGCGUGGCUCCUUACUUCAUCGGAAUGUUUACUGGCUGGCUAAUUCACUCCGUGCGCAGUCCUGUCAAAAUCUCUAAGAUAUCGUUAAGCGCACUGUGGGUGGUAUCCAUAUCGUUGGUGUUGCUGCCGUGCUCCUUGCCGCUGAUGGGCGCGGGGCGCUGGGUGAGUGCGUUGCUGCACGCGGGCUGGCCACUCGGGUUGCUGUUCCCGAUCUUGCUCUGCAGUACUACAUAUGCUGAGUUGUUCCGCCGCGUGUUGUCGAGCAGCACUGCGUGUGCGCUGAGCCGGUUGUGUUUGGGCGCGCUGUUGCUGCACGGCGCCGCGGCGAGGCUGGUGCUGCUCGGCGCGGGGACGGCGGCGUGCUCCAGCCCGCUGUGUCUCUGGAUAUAUUAUACGGCGACGUCCGUGCUGACGCUCCUGGCCGCGCUGCUACUGUCGUUACUGGUCGAGAUGCCAUGCUGCAGUCUUCUCCGACGAUUAUCUGACUGUGCAACAAGAUAA
Molecule: messenger RNA, 2330 nt
Organism: Manduca sexta (tobacco hornworm)
Lineage: Eukaryota; Metazoa; Arthropoda; Insecta; Lepidoptera; Sphingidae
Exons: 13
Coding region: 51-2330 (759 amino acids)
Source: RefSeq, a predicted model, not a curated record